AAGAUGGCCGCGAGAAUAUCCGCCUUCCUUAAGAAUGCCUGGGCGAACCAGCCGGUGCUAGUGGUGUCCUUCUCUAUCUGGGGUCUCGCUAUAAUUAUGCCCAUAAUCAGCCCCUAUACCAAGUAUGCUGGCAUGAUCAACAGAGUCACACCCUACACCUACCCAGUGCCUGUACGAGAUAAUGGGAACAUGCCGGAUGUGCCCAGCCACCCCCAGGACCCUCAGGGCCCAAGUCUGGAAUGGCUGAAGAACCUGUGAAUACUCCUGCUGAUGGAAGAGGCCCCCUUCCCUGUUGCCCCCAAUAAAAAUGUGAAAACCAAAA
Messenger RNA from Peromyscus eremicus (cactus mouse), 322 nucleotides. RefSeq names its product NADH dehydrogenase [ubiquinone] 1 alpha subcomplex subunit 3-like. Lineage: Eukaryota; Metazoa; Chordata; Mammalia; Rodentia; Cricetidae. Gene Ontology annotation, cellular component: mitochondrial inner membrane. The transcript has a single exon. The coding region runs from base 4 to 258 and encodes 84 amino acids. The record is from RefSeq and is a predicted model, not a curated record.